Messenger RNA from Drosophila hydei, 988 nucleotides. RefSeq names its product ras-like GTP-binding protein Rho1. Lineage: Eukaryota; Metazoa; Arthropoda; Insecta; Diptera; Drosophilidae. The transcript has 3 exons. Bases 273 to 869 code for a protein of 198 amino acids. Gene Ontology annotation, molecular function: GTPase activity; GTP binding. The record is from RefSeq and is a predicted model, not a curated record. Gene Ontology annotation, biological process: small GTPase-mediated signal transduction.
AUACUUGCCUUGAAAGUUAAUCUUUCAAUUCUAUUUAAAAAUUAUGUAUAAUUAGGUUUAAAUAUUGUUGGAAUUUGGUAAAAGAGAGAGCAGCCAAUAUUAUUGAUUGAUGCAUACGCCUUGGCAUCUGUGUGUAGCGCAGCAAAAAUUUAUAAACAAAAAGGUAUUUCAUAUAGGCACACUCACUAAACAAACGCGCAGUUCCUUGACAAACACCGAUUCCUCUUGAUAUACGCUACAGAUCAAAUAUAUUUUUUUCGAGUGCACUAAAAAUGAGCUCAAUUCGCAAAAAAUUGGUAAUUGUGGGCGAUGGAGCAUGUGGCAAGACUUGUCUAUUAACUGUUUUCUGCAAAGACAGUUUCCCCUUGGAUUAUGUGCCAACAGUUUUCGAGACAUAUGUCGCGGACGUUGAAGUUGAAGGAUCACAGGUGGAAUUGGCUCUGUGGGAUACGGCUGGUCAGGAGGAUUACGAUCGCUUGCGUCUCUUAAGCUAUCCCGAUACAGAUGUUAUUGUCAUGUGCUUCUCCAUUGAUUUGCCUGAUUCGCUGGAGAAUAUUCAAGAUAAAUGGAUACCCGAGGUGAAGCACUUUUGCCCAAAUGUUCCCAUUAUCUUAGUGGGCAACAAACGUGACUUGCGCAAUGAUCCAGAUACCAUUAAGGAAUUAUCUUUACAAAAGCAACAACCAGUGCAGACUGAACAGGGUUCUACCAUGGCUGAAAUAAUGAGCGCUUUUGCGUAUCUUGAAUGUUCGGCAAAAAUGCAGGAGGGUGUUCGCGAAGUCUUUGAAACUGCGACCAGAGCCUCUUUACAAGUGAAAAAGAAAAAUAAGAGAUCGGGAUGUUAUAACUUAACGUGUAAGCUGCUAUAAAAAUCGAAAACAAUUAUCGAUUAAAUUAUCCUAUCGAAAGGUUCAUAUUUACUUUCGACUCAAAUCGUUAGAAGUAAAUUUUGCAAACGUCUCGAUAAUUCUCAUUAACAAGUAUUUUC